Molecule: messenger RNA, 1671 nt
Organism: Lindgomyces ingoldianus
Lineage: Eukaryota; Fungi; Ascomycota; Dothideomycetes; Pleosporales; Lindgomycetaceae
Product: S-adenosyl-L-methionine-dependent methyltransferase
Exons: 11
Coding region: 194-1237 (347 amino acids)
Molecular function (GO): methyltransferase activity
Source: RefSeq, a predicted model, not a curated record
UCGAGAAUCACUGAACAGCGCAGCAGGCCGUACCGUGACACCUGCGUGCGCACGGUAAAUCUGGGCCCCCGCGCCUAUUUGAACUCUUCCUUACCCAAACCCACGCGUGCUGACGGAAUUCGACCUUACUGGCGACAUCCCACUGCAACUCCACCUCUGUCACAUACCUUUUUGACCCUGCGAAGGCCUUGAAAUGGCUUCCUCGAGCGCCGCACCACCGGCUGAGGAGCAGCCGCAAAUGGAGGUCCCGAAUGUCGGCAUCGAAGCCGAGUCGGUUGAGGCCUCCGACUCGGAUUCUGCAUAUGGGGAUGAUUUAGAAAGUUAUACCACAUCGCUGAAGUCUACGGUUUUGAACUAUCGCUUUGAGAAUGGGAGACGGUACCACGGCUUCAAGGACGAAGGCGCCAAAUACUUCUUCCCAAACGACGACGAAGAAAAUGACCGACUCGACCUCUACCACCACAUUCAAUCCUUACGACUCGGCGGUGAACUCCACCUUGCCCCAAUAGGGGACCAUCCCCAGAGAAUCCUCGAUAUUGGAACAGGUACAGGGAUCUGGGCAAUCGACAUGGGAGACAAAUACCCGUCCGCAGAGAUAUUAGGCAACGAUAUCAGCCCCAUCCAACCCUCUCUAGUACCACCGAAUGUCAAAUUUGAAGUCGAUGACUUGGAAGAUGAAUGGGUUUACUCGUCCAAGUUUGACUUUAUACACAGUCGAUAUCUUGCGUGUUCCAUAAGAGAUUGGCCAAAGAUGAUGCAACAGGCCUACAAAUUCACCAAACCGGGCGGCUGGGUCGAGUUCCAGGAUUUCGAUACCAUGUUCUACACCUCUAGCAACGGCGAUUAUAAGCCCGGGAACCUCGUCGAGGAGUGGGCGUCCAAGAUCAGAGAAGGGCUGAAGAAGUUUGGCGUAGAGCCCGAUCCAGGGCCAAAGAUCGAAGGCUGGGUAAAAGAUGCUGGCUUCGUUAAUAUCCAAUCCAAAACGCUCCCAUUCCCAAUAGGCACCUGGCCAAAGGAUAAAAUGCUGAAAGAAGUCGGCGCCUUCAACCUCAUCCAAUUUCUUGACAACCUCGAAGGAAUGACACUCCGUAUAUACACCAACGCCUGGGGUUGGUCUCCCGAAGAAGUCAAAGUGCUCUGCGCGAAACUUCGCCCAGCAUUCAAAAAUCCGAAAAUGCGGAUCCAGCAUAAUUGGUACAUCAUAUACGCGCAGAAACCGUUAGAUGCGGUCGACUAAAUUUAGGGAAGGGGGUUUAUGGUUCGUUCCGAACCGCUAGGCUGGGCGGGGGUUUCGUAGGCAUUGCGAGCGAAGCAUUGGGAUGUGAAAAUAUACCCCAUUCGUGAAAAAGGGUUUGCUUUGAGAUUUCAGUAAGGGGUUUGGGAUUUAAGGAGCGUUUCUUCAUGAGCAUGACAGCAGCAUCCAGACACGAAUUGUCUUUUUUUGAGAGAUUACGUCCCACUUGGCUAAUAUGUGAUAGGUGGUUGGGACAAGCCACGGACGGACCCAUACCCACGUGGCUGGAAACUUUAUUCGCACGCAUGGGCAUCCAUGGAGGUUGGCGUUGCUGUUGCUGAAAUCACUCCAAUGAAUCGACAGGGAAAAAUAAUGGUGGACAUGAGGGUGCAUUACGCCGGCCCUAUUUACCACUCUGUCCUCCUAGAACGUCCAAG